Molecule: messenger RNA, 522 nt
Organism: Peniophora sp. CBMAI 1063
Lineage: Eukaryota; Fungi; Basidiomycota; Agaricomycetes; Russulales; Peniophoraceae
Source: the annotation of a GenBank genome assembly
AUGGCACAAGUCGCAGUCGCCUCCUCGAGCCGUUUGCCCCUAGACGCGUCUCUCAACCUGCACGCACCCCCUACACCCGCCGCACCCUGUGGCGAGUACGCGCUCGCGCAACUAUAUGGCGACCAAGUCUGCCUAGUGCAGCUCAACGCGCCACUAUCCACCGCACAUGCUCUCUCUGUCGUUGAUGCUACCAUCUAUCGACACGAGUUCAUCAACAUAUUCAGACACUCGCACGACAUUGCAUUACAUCCUUCCGAAGUGCGCGUACUCGAGCUGCUUGGGCCCGCGAGCGUAGCGCGCGACGAAGCCGCGGGGCAGGUUUUCCUUGCGCGCGACGUCAUGGCCCGCCUCGGAGCGUUGAACGACCCGCGUCGGCGAAUGAGUCACGGCCACUCGCACUCCUACUCGAGUUCCAGGGGUCACCUUGCGCGAGAUGCGUACCCUCGCGGCCUUGCCAUCGACUCCGACCCGCGUCUUAGCUCUCUUGCAUUGGCUCACCACCCCUCAUCCGUCCUGCUAUGA